CGGAUAAUACUGAUAAGCGCUUUGCCGUUGCAAUAUCACUUCGUAGUAAUUUAUAGUUUUGUUUCAAGUUCGUUCUUUUGCAAAAUCAUGAAUUUAUUAAUUUUUGCGUUUAUUCAAUUAUCUCUUUGGUCCAUAUUAACAAUUUCAAGCGAUGAAGUCGACAACUAUAAAUGUACCAAAAAAUUUUGCGAGGAUUUCAAAGAAACUGCAUCCUGCCGAGCCAUGAGUAUGACCUGUAGAAAGAAUCCGAACAGCACACACUUACCGUUUCCAGAUACGUGCAGUUGCUGCGACUAUUGUUUGAAGAAUCUUGAGGAAAAGGACAGGUGCACAGUAGGAUGUCCAGGAGCUGUGUCGCCUUUGGAAGUGUGCGGGCCUGGCUUGCAAUGCAAAACAAGCAAAUAUGAGACGACGUGUGAAGAAAUUGAAAGUGCUUGCACAAACGCUCAAAAGGCAUAUGAUAAGCGCAAAGAAGAAGGCACUCUUGGAAUGGCUGAAAUUCGACCGAAAUGUAACACCGAUGGUCUAUAUCAAACUGUACAUUGUAUUCCUGGCUCUAUAUGUUACUGUCUAUCGCCCGAUGGACAUAGAAUAUUCGGAGAGAUUCCGUAUUUGGAUUACGAAGAUGAAAAGAAGAUGACAUGUGGCUGUUCGAUAAACGCAUGGAAAGCACUGAACACGUUAGACCCAAAACACGAAAUUAGUGUAGCUCGUUGUACGGAAAUCGGAACAUUCGAUCAACUACAGUGCGUGAAGGGCGAAAACUCGACUUGCUUUUGCGUCGAUUCUCAAUUGGGCUCACCGAUAUCGAAUACCGACAUCGUUUUCGAAGAAUAUAUCAACGUGAAUAUGCCAGUCUGCUUUGAUUCAUCAAGGCAUAGACCCGGUACUUACAGCACGUCUUGUGAGAUCGAACGUGAAGUUUACUUGAGUUACAAGGAAGAUGAAGAGAAUGCGAAAACUGGUUUGCUCAGAAUCAACGAGCCUUUUUGUCAGCCCGAUGGGAAGUACGAUAGAAUACAAAUAGCUGGAUCGAAAAAAGUGUGCACCGAUAUGGAUGGCAGACAAAUUGACAGUUAUGAAGCUGACAUCGCGGACAAAACUAUCGACUGCAAUUGCGCAAGAACUCGCUUAGUGCUUUCCAACGCAGGAGUCGUCGAAUUGCCGACCUGCUGUCCAAACGGAAACUUCGAAGCCUGGCAGUGUCGGAGAAAACAGUGCUUCUGCGUCGACAAUUACGGCAAUCAGGUGGGUCGCGAGUACAGUUCCUCGGAGCUCUCGAAGCUUGACUGUUACAAGAAGAACGAGGGCUUUCCAUGUUGAUCUGCAGUAGCUUCAUCAGGUUAUUUGUACAGCGCGUCUAUUUACACAAAAUAAAUUAGUCUUAUAUACAAAGCA
This is a messenger RNA of Nasonia vitripennis (jewel wasp), 1398 nucleotides long. RefSeq lists its product as uncharacterized. Gene Ontology annotation, cellular component: basement membrane. The transcript has 8 exons. Bases 88 to 1323 code for a protein of 411 amino acids. Gene Ontology annotation, biological process: cell-matrix adhesion. The record is from RefSeq and is a predicted model, not a curated record. NCBI's taxonomy places the organism in Eukaryota, Metazoa, Arthropoda, Insecta, Hymenoptera, Pteromalidae.